This is a messenger RNA of Frankliniella occidentalis (western flower thrips), 3664 nucleotides long. RefSeq names its product protein lethal(2)denticleless (gene l(2)dtl). The coding region runs from base 122 to 2854 and encodes 910 amino acids. Gene Ontology annotation, cellular component: nucleus. Gene Ontology annotation, biological process: mitotic G2 DNA damage checkpoint signaling; proteasome-mediated ubiquitin-dependent protein catabolic process. The record is from RefSeq and is a predicted model, not a curated record. Gene Ontology annotation, molecular function: protein-macromolecule adaptor activity; protein binding. NCBI's taxonomy places the organism in Eukaryota, Metazoa, Arthropoda, Insecta, Thysanoptera, Thripidae. The transcript is spliced from 10 exons.
UACUUCUAUUUCUGAUUGAGGGCAAACGUUGACAAACUCAAUUCAUGUAUUUUUCUAUUUGUUUUUUUAUUUUAACUAAAGACGAUAAAUGAGACAGAACGUCUGAACUUAUUAUUUCGCAAUGAAUGUUGUUAACGCGUUAUAUCAACGAGAGCUAGGGGAAAGAUCAUGGUGGGACUACAGCAUUGCUCUACGACGUUUGAAGUGCCAUGACUAUGACGAGUUCCGAGGGAUUUCUCCAAGCACAGAAGGCCCUGAUUUUAAUCCAGAACCACCAGUGUUUGCUUGUACCUUUUGCACCACUCCUCAGAAUGAGCAUCUACUUGCUUUGGCUAAUGAAGAUGGAAAAAUAACAAUUCAGGACACCAAUAAGCGGAGUGAUCAUAAUCCAUUAGAAGGGCAUCAGGCUCAUCACAAUGCUAUAUUUGACAUAGCUUGGGCACCUCAAGAAAUGCGUCUUGUCAGUGCAUCAGGUGAUCACACUGCUAUAUUGUGGGAUAUGCAAGAAUCUGGUCAACUACAAGAAGUUGCUCGCUUUCAUGCUCACACUCGGAGUGUCAAAACAGUCACCUUUCCUCGUGAUGACAAGAUGAUAUUUGCUACUGGUGCUAGAGAUGGUGUCAUCAUGUUGUGGGAUACUCGAAUUCAGAAAAACCAGUUAUCCAUCCGCCCUGAUAAUUUCAUUUUCAACUCUCACAGUGCUCCAGGAACUCCAGGAAGCUCAUCAGCGAACCGAAACCGGCGUGUAAAAUCUGCUCCCUCCAGAGCCAGCAGCAUAACAGGACUCCUUUUCCAGGAUUCAAAUUCUUUGAUAUCUUGUGGCGCUGGGGAUGGGAAAGUUAAAGUGUGGGAUGUAAGAAAGAGUUACUCAACAUAUAGGCGUGAACCACAGCCAAAAUAUUCCAUGUCAACACCUAAUGGCUCUGGAAGAAGUGGUUUUACUUGUUUAGCUAUGGACCCUAGUGGGCUUAAAUUAUAUGCCUCAUGCAUGGACAAUACUAUUUAUUCUUACAAUAUCUCUACAUAUGAAGAACAACCAGUGGCCCUAUUUAAAGGUCAUAAGAAUGGCACCUUCUAUGUAAAAGCUUGUCUCAGUCCAGAUGGCAGAUACUUGCUGAGUGGUUCUAGUGAUGAAUUAGCCUACAUAUGGGAUACAUACUCUGUCAGAGGAGAAGUAACUACACCUAUUGUUAAGCUUGUAGGACAUGGUGCUGAAGUAACAAGUGUUGCCUGGUGUCCUGUUGGAGAAGUUAAGUUGGUUACCUGUUCUGAUGAUGCAAGACAUUGCCUGUGGCGUGUCGGUCGCGAAUUCCGCGGAGACAAUUACCAAAUUGAGCUGCAUGGCUGGGCAGAAGAAUUAUCUGACAAGCCUGACAAAGCUCUCUCUAGUCCUGCUACUCCUGCAACGCCCAGCUUCACUGCCUGGAAGCGUUGGACUCCAUGUAUUCAAAGGACCCCGGACAAUGAGGGGCAGCCCAGCACUGCUUGUGAUAUCUGCCAUCGUUUAUCGACACCAUGUAUGCGAUGCAUUGCUAUGAGAGCUCCGUUACCACUCUCUGUCCCAAACGGUUCUAAAAAACGUUUAGAAGUCUUAUGGGAAGAAGAUUUCAACUGCCCUGAAUGUGAAAAAGAAGGUAGACCCAUACUUAGUCAAGUUACCAACAACAUAGACGCUCCUGCUCGGCGUCUGUUCAGUCCUUCGAAAAAGAGAGCUGUAGAGGAGCAACAAAACGUCAGUGGCUUAGACAAGAAUUCGGCUAGUAAAUGUAAUUUAGAUGAGAGCAACCGUGUCAAAAGGCUGGCUACAAAUGGGAUGUCUCCUGCGAUGCCAAGUCCUAAAAAGCCAUGCACUGCACCAGACUUUGCUGUUACUAGGAGAACUAGUCCAAGAAAAAGGUGUCUUGAUUCUCAAAUUGGUACACCAGAAAAGAGAUUCAAAGUGAAUGAAAAUGCCAGCUGCUCAAGCAAACAAGAUGAGCUACCUCCUUUCAUGUUAUCUGAUAAUGGUGGUCUGGCUCAGUUAAAUGAGACUGGGGAAACCACAACAUACUGUAGUCCCAGGAAGAAGCUUAGACUUUCCCCAGAGGAUCAAUGUGCAGUUCCGACCACAAGUGUGUCUCCAAAGAAGGGUCUUGGAACACCAAUCAAGAGGAGAAUUAGUGAAAGGCGGACAGAUAGCCCUCACAAACGACCACCUCCAACUGAUGAUCUUUUGGGUAUCAGUAAAAUUGAAGAUAAUCCUCCAUCAGAUGGUCACAUUCGACACAGAAAGCUCUGUGUAAGACACAGCAGGAUGGGUUUCAGCUCACCUACUUUGAAUUUACCUAAUUAUGUGUUGGAUGGUACAUCACCCCAUCAUCGCUGUUCACCAGCACGUCACCAUAAAGAAAAUGUUGAUUGGCUCACUCGACUCCGUAGAGAACGUAACUCCACAGACAAGAGACCUGAGCCUGACACCUUAUCAGAUCAGGAUGCCGCAUCUUCACUACCAACUAAUUCAAGACGGGUAAUAAGCCAAAAAGCUGAUGGAAAACCAAGCUCAAGUAAAAUAACCCCUGCUAAAAAUUCCACAAGUCGUGUAACCCCGGCCAAGACCUCCUCAAAGCGGACAACUCCUGCGAAAGGGACAAGUAGAACAACUCCAGCCAAAUCUGUUUCAAGUACUCCAACCCAAGUGGGCAAAAAGACUCCAUCAAGACGACCAUCAAACACUGAGACCUCAUGUAACCCUAGUACAAGUGGAGCAUCAACUAGUUUACUUAGAUUUUUCCGUGUUGAGAAACCUGUAGAACAACAAUGUUCUGCCGGAAGCAGUGCCACUUCCAAAUCAGUGAGUUCUGUUGUUUCUCAAUAAUUUGAUACAUUUUGUGAUCUAAUUUUUUUUUAAAGUGCCUUUUUAGGUGUACUUGGAUUUUACUUUUAAAUCACAAGUAACUUUGCCAUUAUAAUCUUGAAUAUUUGUUUUGUUUAAGAAUUUCUGAUACUGUCUUAAGAACAUCAAUAUUUUUGUAUGGUUAAUUUUGAAUAUCUUACUGAAUUAUACUUGAUAGUUUUUCUUUUUUAAUGACAUCAUAAAUAUUUUUAUGAAGGGUUGUAGGUAGGGUGACAUUGAUUUAAGUUUUACCAGUGAGAGAGUAGUAGCAGGUUCUGAACUUGAAGUUAAAAGAAAAGAUUGAACCUUACAAAAGCUUACAAACUUGUGCAUUGUUUUAUAGACUUAUAAGUAUUGAUAAUCCAUUUGAAGUUGUACUUCAUCUCUGAUGCUGAUGAGAAUCUCAGUUAAUUAAAAAUAUUCUUUGACUGUUGACACACUUAAAAUGUGGUUUAGCAACUACUAACGCUUCAUUCACAUUCAUGUUUAAUUCCCUCAAGCAAGCACUACACAAUCAUCACAGUUCAUUGCGUAAUGUUUAUUGCUCAUAAUUUAAGUUGGUUAACAGUCAGAGAAUGUUAACAGAUAUGUUUUUUUUUAAAAUGAAUGUUUAAAUUAUUUUUAUAUAUUUCCUUGUGUUAGUGGCAACCAUGUUGGGUGUCCAUGAAAUCUUUGUUGUUGAAGUAAUUUGGUAUUGGUUUCAAUUUUCAUGUUAAUAGUAUGAAAAUUUAUCAAACCUCAAAUCAAUAAAAAUAAAAAAACGAACAAAAUAAAUUAAACCAAAACCAGAAA